This is a messenger RNA of Stegodyphus dumicola, 792 nucleotides long. RefSeq names its product Succinyl-coenzyme A synthetase alpha subunit 1 (gene Scsalpha1). Gene Ontology annotation, molecular function: succinate-CoA ligase (ADP-forming) activity; succinate-CoA ligase (GDP-forming) activity. Gene Ontology annotation, cellular component: succinate-CoA ligase complex (ADP-forming); mitochondrion. The record is from RefSeq and is a predicted model, not a curated record. Gene Ontology annotation, biological process: tricarboxylic acid cycle. NCBI's taxonomy places the organism in Eukaryota, Metazoa, Arthropoda, Arachnida, Araneae, Eresidae.
UUAUCUACAUACUCCCGCUUUAGCCAGGAGCCUGCAAGAUUGGUAUUAUGCCAGGCCAUAUUCAUCAGAUCGGGAAAAUAGGUAUCGUGUCGAGGUCUGGUACUCUGACAUACGAGGCUGUGCACCAAACAACGAUCACCGGGCUUGGGCAAUCCUUAUGUGUUGGAAUUGGAGGAGAUCCUUUUAAUGGGACAAAUUUCAUUGAUUGUUUGGAUAUAUUUUUAAAUGAUCCUGAAACUGAAGGUAUAAUUUUAAUAGGAGAAAUUGGUGGUGUAGAAGAAGAAAAAGCUGCUGAUUAUUUGCGAAAAAAUAAUACUGGUUCUAGUGCAAAACCGGUGGUUUCUUUCAUCGCUGGUUUGACUGCUCCUCCUGGAAGGAGAAUGGGCCAUGCUGGUGCUAUUAUAUCUGGAGGUAAAGGUGGUGCUCAGGAGAAAAUAGAAGCAUUGACAUCUGCUGGCGUAGUUGUAACAAGAUCACCCGCACAAAUGGGUUCAACCAUUCUGCAGUAUGUGAAACCUUAAUUAUUUUGAUUAAUGCCAUCAAGCCUGUGGUCAUUUAGCAAGAUUUUCAUCCUUGCCCUCCUGGAAAACCUGCUCAGUCCAGAUCUCAAUUUGUAAAGCAGAUUGUGGCAUUGUGCAUUGUCGUAGCUGUGUGUUAAAAUUGGCAUUUUAUUGAAUGUGAAGAAAGAAAAAAAUUGUAGCUUUUGGAAUACAUCAAAUUGUUUAUAAUGUUAUUUAAUUCAAUAAAUAAAAUUUAUAGUUGCUAUAAUAAAGCUAUUUAUUUAUCCCUAAA